Molecule: messenger RNA, 1367 nt
Organism: Oryza brachyantha (malo sina)
Lineage: Eukaryota; Viridiplantae; Streptophyta; Magnoliopsida; Poales; Poaceae
Exons: 3
Coding region: 109-426 (105 amino acids)
Source: RefSeq, a predicted model, not a curated record
UCCGGCUGGUUCGUCGUCUCCACUACUACGAGAGGAGCUGAGCAGGUGGGUUCUGCACGAGGGCCGCGCCAGAGUCGAGGAGUGGAUCUCCGGUGAGCUCCACCUCUGAUGGCACGCGGCGGCGGCGGCUACGGGUGGGCGCUCGCGGCGGGCCUCAACGCCGCCCUCGCCGCCAUCUCCGCCAAGUUCUUCGCGCCUCCGCUGGUCAAAUACGGCAUGGUGAUACUUUUCAAUGUGACAAUGUGGGGGUGCUAUGUGAACAGCCUCAAAGCACUGUCGUCCCUCCAAGCAACUGUCACAAAUUUCGCCUCCAACUUCAUCUCGUCAGGUCUUGCAGGGUAUUUUCUUUUUGAAGAACCACUUCCUUCUAAGUCUAGUCGCGGCAUAAAUUCUUCUUCUCGAAAGGUUCUUUCUCACUGUUCAUGAAGGCACAGGAGAUCAUGCUACUCCGAAACGACAAGCUAUUGUCGGAUGCUCCAUCAACAUUACCUCCACAUCUGCUGACCCCUCCAAGGGACAGCAUAAUUUGCUUUUGAUAUCCACGGUAUCUUUUCAUCAGUGUUUAGCAGUUUAGUUGUCCCUUCAUUUCUUAGAGAACCUUAUUAGUGCGCAGUUUGGAUUGUUAAGUGUGUACAUGUUUGGUGAUACUGAUGCCUGAACGGCUGAACCUAUGUUGUCAGUUAUCAGGGCCCUAGCAAAUUACAGCUUGUUCUGCCCUGCUAGCAAGCAACACUAUUAGUAUCUCGGAGGAGAUCUUGCGUGGUCGUGCUAUCAGCCGAUCAAGUGUUGGGAUCAAAUAGGGAUUGGAAUGUGAUCUGUAGAAUAUAUUAAUUCCAAACAUGUCUGAGUUUUUCAUAAAAAAGAAUCAUGUUUGUUGGCUGUUGCAGCAUCCCUAGAGAAGAAAGAGGAGCACAUGCGUCCCAUUUGAGCAUCUUUUUUUUGGGUAGGGUGGGCUCCAAAUGGAUGCAAUAUCGCCAUGGCAAGUAAGCCAUUCCUGUUGACUAGUACUCCAUUUGUACACAAAUUCUGCUAAAAAAUAGUACUAGUAUUCUUCAGACAAACGGAGUAGGACCAUUCAAGACGAUCGAUCAAAUGGCUUUCUGCUGGGCAGAGACAAGAGUUAGCUAUCUUGAUUCCGAGGAUGAGUCGACCCAGGGACCCUUUGCAGUGUCAGGUUUGUUUUUUUGUCCCACUCUCUAGAAGAAGACUGGAAGUGCUCUACUUGAAGCAUCCCAUAGCUGGUGAUAAUGACAAUUACAUAGUAGUAGUGUAUUCGCCUAUCUAAUUUGAUGAACCUGAAGAAACGGACUGAUGGAAAUGGCAGAACAACGAUCUGAAAUCGAGCAAUAGUAACUGGAGUACUAGUA